Messenger RNA from Vicia villosa (hairy vetch), 1863 nucleotides. Its product is annotated as cytochrome P450 736A117-like. Gene Ontology annotation, molecular function: monooxygenase activity; heme binding; iron ion binding. The transcript has 2 exons. NCBI's taxonomy places the organism in Eukaryota, Viridiplantae, Streptophyta, Magnoliopsida, Fabales, Fabaceae. The record is from RefSeq and is a predicted model, not a curated record. The coding region runs from base 202 to 1758 and encodes 518 amino acids.
AUUCACGUGGGAAGUGAAUAACCUCUUCUCUUCUCUCUAUCAUUGAUUCAUUAUACUAAUUCAGAUCACCAUUAUUAUAAGUAAAUAUAUUUUUUUUAGAUUUAUUGAAUAAUAAAUGUAUCUAACCAACAAAGAUCGUAACAAACAAUAUAUCAAAAUACAGAGAGUGUCUUUUAUCACCGGGAAACUAAAGCUUAAGCCAUGUUCACCUUCCUACAAACUUCUCUUUCACAUGCAAACUUCUAUUCUCUAUUCUUCACUAUCUUUUCACUCUUACUCUCUUUUUUCUUCAUAAUCAAAUAUUGGUAUUUUUCCAACAAUUCUUCUGUUGCCACAAAAAACUCACCACCAUCCCCUCCAAGAUUUCCACUACUUGGUAAUCUCCAUCAACUUGGCUUAUUCCCUCACCGCACACUCCAAACUUUAUCUCACAAAUAUGGCCCUUUAAUGCUUCUUUAUUUUGGCAAGGUUCCGGUACUUGUGGUUUCAUCUUCUGAUGCAGCAAGAAAAGUAAUGAAAACACACGAUUUGGUUUUCUGUGAUAGGCCACAAAGUAAAAUCAUUGAUAUCCUUGUAUACGGUUCCAAAGAUGUGGCAAGCUGUGCAUAUGGUGAGUAUUGGAGACAAGUAAGGAGUCUCUGUGUGUUGCAAGUUCUGAGUAAUAAAAGGGUUCAAUCUUAUGGUCGCGUUAGAGAGGAAGAAACUUCAAGACUGAUGGAACAUAUUAAGAAACAUUCUUCUUCUUCAUCCUCGUCGUUGAACUUAUCUGAGUUGUGUUCUAUGGUUACUAGUGAUAUAGUAUGUAGGGUGGCUCUGGGAAAGAGAUACCGUGAAGGAAGAGGGAAGAAAUUUCAGCAAGUGUUGGUGGAGUUUGUGGAAUUAUUGGGUACAGUAUGUAUAGGAGACUAUAUACCUUGGCUUGAUUGGUGGGGAAAAGUUAAUGGAUUUUAUAGAAAAGCAGAAAGAGUAGCCAAACAUUUGGAUGAGUUUAUAGAAGAAGUGAUUGAGGAUCACAUUCAUCGUAGAUCUGAUGAAGAUGUUGGUGUUGAUGAUAAUGAUUUUGUGGAUGUUUUGCUAUCAGUUCAAAAAACUAAUGCUAUUGGCUUCCCAUUUGAUAGAACUACAAUAAAAGCUUUGACACUGGACAUGUUUGCUGGAGGUACGGACACUACUUACACAGUACUAGAUUGGACAAUGACAGAACUGUUAAGACACCAAAGUGUGAUGCAUAAAUUGCAAGAUGAGGUGAGAACUGUGGUUGGCAACAAAACUCAUGUAUCUGAAGAAGAUUUGGUUAAGAUGAACUACUUGAAGGCAGUGAUCAAAGAAGCCCUUCGCCUCCAUUUACCAGUUCCGUUGUUAGUCCCUCGGAGCUGUAUGGAAGAUAUCAAACUAGAUGGCUAUGACAUUGCGGCUGGAACACAGGUAAUAAUCAAUGCUUGGGCUAUUGCGAGAGACCCGUCAAGUUGGGAUGAACCUCUAGAGUUUAAACCAGAAAGGUUUAUGAAUAGUUCAACAGAUUUCAAAGGAUUGGAUUUUGAACUUAUACCAUUUGGAGCUGGAAGGAGGGGCUGUCCUGGAGUGUCAUUUGCUACUGUUGUGAUGGAAUUGGUGCUAGCAAACCUUGUUUUUCAAUUUGAUUGGAAAUUGCCUGAUGGAGUAGCAGGGGAGGAUUUGGACAUGUCUGAAACUUUUGGCAUUACCUGUCAUAGAAAAUACCCUCUCCUUGCAGUAGCUACCAAACAUGAGAAAAAAUGAAUAAACAUCAAUAAAGAAGUAACACAUUACUAAUGAUAAAUAAAGACGUGUCAUGAUUUGUAUUAAGUGAUUGUGUAAUUUUAUAAAAUUAGAAGUUACAUUGGA